UGUGUUGAUGUGUGUUUGUAGUGAUGUGAUUGUGUUCCUCUCGCCUGCAGACAGUCUGAUGAAGCUCCUCUGAAAGCGCUGAAGAUUCUGUCUCAGUCCACAGACUCGCUCAAUAAGAUGGGGAAAGUGAACGAGUCCACUGAGUCUCUCACCGAUGAAGGUGCAGAGCUGAUGGACGGUCACCUGAUGGCCGAGUUCGAGGCGGAGGUGAAGGAGCUGGAAGCCGAUUCCUGGAGCUUCACUGUGGACAAAAAAUAUCUGAAACAACUGAAAAAAGACGUCAUCAAGAGGCAGGACGUCAUCUAUGAGCUGAUCCAGACGGAGAUGCACCACUUGCGGACUCUGCGCAUCAUGGCUGACGUGUACAAUAAGGGUCUACAGAAGGAGGUGCAGGUGGAGGUUCAGACGUUGGAGAAGAUGUUUCCUGUGCUGGAGGAGCUGCUGGAGCUGCACACACUCUUCUUCACACACCUGCUGGAGAGACGGAGAGAGGCGCGAGAGGAGCAGAGAGGGAACGAGGGAGGGUUCAUCAUUCGCAGGAUCGGAGACGUGCUGCUCCAUCAGGUGACCGGCUCCAACGCUGAGAAGAUAAAGAAAGUUUAUGGGAAAUUCUGCAGUCGCCACAAUGAGGCUGUGAACAUCUACAAAGAGCUCCACACACGGGACAAACGCUUUCAGGCCUUCAUCAAGAAAAAGAUGAGCAGUGCUGUGGUGAGGAGGUUGAGUAUUCCUGAAUGUAUCCUGCUAGUCACACAGCGCAUCACCAAAUACCCCGUCCUGCUGCAGAGACUCCUUCAGCACACCCGAGAGCCGGAGGAGGAGCAGGAUGUAGCCGAGGCUCUGCGGCAGGUGAAGGAGGUGUUAACGGGAAUAGACUCCAAAGUAAACGAGUACGAGAAGAAGAGGAGGCUGAAGGAGGUGUACAGCCGCACAGACAACAAGUCCAUCAUGAGGAUGAAGAGCGGACAGAUGUUCGCCAGAGAGGAUUUGAUCAGGGGGAGAAAACUUUUACAUGAUGGACCACUGCAAGUCAAAAAUGCAGCCGGGCGACUAAAAGAUGUGCAAGCUUUGCUGCUGUCCGAUGUGUUUGUAUUCCUUCAGGAAAAAGAUCAGAAAUAUGUUUUCGCCUCACUGGAUCAGCGCAGCACAGUGAUCUCACUGCAGAAGCUGAUUGUGAGGGAGGUAGCGAAUGAGGAACGUGGGCUGUUCUUCAUCACAGCAGGUAUCGAGAAGCCUGAGAUGGUGGAGGUUCAUGCCAGCACCAAAGAAGAGAGGAACACAUGGAUGCAGCUCAUCCAGAACGCCACCACCUCCAUAGAGAAGGACGAGGAUGAAGGGAUCCCGAGUGAAAACGAGGAAGACAAGAGACUGCAGGAGAGCAAAGCAAAAGAGAUGAGAGAUCAACUGCAGAAGAGAGACGAGCAGAUUGUGACUCUGUUAGAGGAAAAAGUGCGUCUGUUCCACGAGUUGUGCGACUGCACCAAUCAGGACGAAGCCUCUGUCUGCAACAGGAUGUUGUUCAGGGCGACAGGUGAUGAUGUCACGAAAGGAGAGCCGAUCAUCAGAGAUGCUCUAAAGGAAGUUAAGAUGUUACAGGAGCUAGUAAACAGCAGUGUGGUGGGACAGCAGGUGUGUGUGGGACAGGAUGACUCGAGUGUGUGUGUGGGGUCUGUGAGUUUGCCGCGCAGAGCCGAGACGUUUGGGGGCUUCGACUGUCACCAGAUGAACAUCUCAAAGAAUGGAGAUCGUGAGGAAGCAGAUGAUCUGCGGAGAACAGAGUCAGACAGCGUUCUAAAGAAGGGGGGCACCGCUAACCUGCUGCUCUUACACAAGAGGAACAGUGAGCAGUUUCUCCUGAGUGUCACUCGUCUUCAUGACCUGCUGAACACCUUACAGGCUGUGGUGGUCCAGCAGGACACCUUCAUUGAGGAGCAGCGGCAGGCCCUGAGCUCACCGUCCCUCCGUCACCCCUCCAUCUCAUCCUCAUCCUCCAUCUCGUCCUUGUCGUCGUGUUCUUCUCGGCCGAGCUCUCUGAUGGAGCAGGAGAAGCAUCGUCAGGAGGAGAAGGUCCGGGAAGAGGAGAGGAGGAGGAGAGAGGAGGACGACAGAAAGAGGAGAGAGGAUGAGGAGGAGAGGAGGAGGCGGGAGGCGGAGCUUGCUCUGAGGGAGGAGAGACUCGUCGCCAUGGAGGAGGAGACGCAGAGGAGACAUGAGGAUCUUCAGCAGGAGCAGCAGGAACUCAGCAACAAGAAGGAGGAGUAUCAGAGAGACCUGCUGAGACUCCGAGAUGACCAGAGGAGACUGGAGAGAGAGAGAGAGCAGCUACACACACAGCUACACAAAACAGAGCAGGACUCGAUGGAACAGAGACCUCGCACCUCCUCCAAUGCUUCAGAAGACUUGCUGAUGUUCCUGAGCUCCGCCGAUUCACCUGAAGGUGUGGAGGUUUUCUCUCGCGCCGACUCCAAACGCAAAGCCAAGAACCUGAAUCUGAACCCGUUCUCUUCUGGCUCCGGACACAAGAGCGGCGCCGCUGAGCCUCACGGACAAAUCCCCAACUGCCUGCUUCAGCUCAAGAAACCCAGAGACAAGAAGGAGAAGAAGAAGAAGAAAGGAAAAGGAGGCCAGCAGAACCAGACUACAGAAUCCAUGGGUGCAGCAGCUCCAGAAACUUCAGCAGACAGAGACGUGUUUUUCUGCUGAUCUCACGCUCCGUUAUUUUCUCUCCAUCUUCCCAUAAUGCUGUGCGGCUCAGAUCGGAUCCUGAAAGGUCCAGCUAUUUACCACUGGGGGAAAAGUUCUCCACUUCUUCCUUUGCACACACACACACACACACACACACACACACACACACACACACACACACACACACACACACACACACACACACACACACACACACACA
Tachysurus fulvidraco (yellow catfish) is the source of this 2905-nucleotide messenger RNA. Its product is annotated as A-kinase anchor protein 13-like. Bases 118 to 2703 code for a protein of 861 amino acids. Gene Ontology annotation, cellular component: actin cytoskeleton; membrane. The record is from RefSeq and is a predicted model, not a curated record. Gene Ontology annotation, molecular function: guanyl-nucleotide exchange factor activity; MAP kinase scaffold activity. Gene Ontology annotation, biological process: adrenergic receptor signaling pathway; positive regulation of canonical NF-kappaB signal transduction; regulation of Rho protein signal transduction. Lineage: Eukaryota; Metazoa; Chordata; Actinopteri; Siluriformes; Bagridae. The transcript is spliced from 17 exons.